AUGCUUUCUGUGAUUAUUUUUUCCCAAAACUACGCAUCUUCCAAAUGGUGCUUAGAUGAGCUUAUGAAGGUUCUUGAAUGCAGAAAAAUUAGAGGGCAGACAGCUAUUCCAAUAUUCUACGAGGUUGAUCCAUCUGAUGUAAGAAAACAAAGUGGAAGCUUUGGAGAUGCAUUUGCAGAACUUGUGAAGAGAAAAGCUUUGGCGAUGGAGGAAAAGCAGAGCUUUGGAGCUGCUUUGAACGAAGCUGCCAACAUAUCUGGGCAUGAUUCACGGAAGUUUGAGUCCGAGUCUAAAUUUAUCGAGGAAAUUGUUAAAGAUAUUUUAGAUAAGUUGUGCAAAAUGUUCCCCAGUCACUCCACGAAUCUUGUUGGGAUUGAUGAACACAUAAGGAAAAUUGAAUCUUUGUUGAAUAUGGAGUCACAAGAUGUUCGGAUUGUUGGAAUAUGGGGAAUGGGUGGUAUAGGGAUGCAUGAUUUACUACAAGAAAUGGCUUAUAGUAUUGUUUAUGAAGAAUCCGAGAAUCCUGGAGAACGCAGCAGACUGUUUGAUCCUGAGGAUGUCUAUCAUGUAUUGAAGGAAAAUAAGGGAACAAAAGCAGUUAAAGGAAUGUCCCUUGACAUGUCGAAAUCGAGGAAAAUGCGAUUGAAACCUAGUGCUUUUGUGGGGAUGAACCGUCUUGAAUUUCUCAUUUUCUAUAAUCCCUAUUUCUUCGAGGUCGAAAAAAAUAGAGUGCACCUUCCUCGCUCUGGCCUUGAAUAUCUUUCCAAGGGGCUUAGAUAUUUCCACUGGGAUGGAUUCCCUUCGAAAUCUCUGCCACGAGAUUUUUGUGCUGAAAACCUCGUUCAGUUUGAUUUUUCUGAGAGCAAAGUAGAAAAACUUUGGAGUGGAAAACAGAAUCUGACGAAUUUAAAAGGGAUCAACCUGGAUGGCUCUCGAUCUUUGACGGAACUGCCAGAUCUGUCAAAAGCUAACAAUUUAGAGUACAUAAAUCUUAGAGGUUGUGAAAGUUUAAUAGAGCUCCCAUCGUCCAUUCAACAUCUGGAGAAACUCCAAUACCUUGAUCUUACCGAUUGCCAUAAUCUAAUGACUCUUCCGGGAAGGAUCGAUUCAAAAUUUCUCAGUCAACUUUUUAUAACAGGUUGCCGAAAUAUCAAGAAGUGUCCAGAGACUUUGGCGGAUAUAGGAUAUCUAGAUUUAAGUGGGACUGCUAUAGAGAAGGUGCCUUUGUCAAUCGAGUUGAGAAAAAUUUCUCUAAUUGGUUGCAAAAAUAUAACCAAGUUUCCAGUGUUUUCAGAGAAUAUCAGAGACUUGGUUUUGAAUGGAACUGCUAUAGAAGAGGUGCCCUCAUCGAUCGAGUUUCUUACAAACCUAAGGUCUCUACAUAUGUUUGACUGCAAAAAGCUUUCUAGACUCCCAAGCAGCAUCUGUAAAUUGAAAGCUCUUGAAUAUUUCUAUUUAUCUGGUUGUUCAAAACUUGUGUACUUCCCAGAAAUCAUGGAGCCUAUGAAAUCUUUGAGGAUACUUUAUCUGGGAAAAACAGCAAUUAUAGAGCUACCCUCGUCAACUAGGCAUCAGAAAUCUUUGAUAUAUCUCCAGUUAGAUGGAACACCUAUCAAACAGCUACCAGAGCUUCCACCUUCUUUGAGAAUGUUAACAGCGAAGGAUUGUGAGUCACUGGAAACCAUAUCAAGCAGCACUUUAACCCAUUCAAUGCGUUUGGAUUUUGCAAAUUGCUUCAUAUUUGAUAAGAAUGCACUCAUGGAAGAAAUGCAAUUGAAAAUUCAGUCUGGAAGUAUCGGAGACAUGUUUCAGAUUAUUUUACCAGGAAGUGAAAUUCCACAUUGGUUCUUCGAUCAAAGUAGGAGAUCUUCCGUAGCAAUUCAGUUGCCCUCGAACUGUCCUAAGCUCAAGGCAAUUACUUUCUGCUUGGUUGUUGCUCACCAUGCAGUCCUCUUAAAUGAUUUGCUUGAUGAAGAUAAAGCCAUAAACAUUAAAUGGCAAUGCCAUGCCAAAAGUAAUAACGGUGAACAUGAUGAUGCCAUUUUCAAGACAGAGUGUGAGAUUUAUAAUUUCCAGGAUUCAAAGAUGCAUGACUCGGAUCACAUGUUACUAUGGCACGAGAUUAGAAGAGAAGAUUCCUUCAGUAAAUAUUCUGGCAAUGAAGUUACAUUUGAAUUCUACCCAAAAGCAAAAGCAAAAUCUUUCGAUCGGGACACCUCAGAGAUGAAGUUGCAUGAAAUUGAAGAGCACUGCAAGGUGAAAGGGUGUGGGGUCUAUCUUCUAUUUGAUGACAAUCCACAUCCACCCAGCAUUUCUGAUGAGGAUUUGAGCGACCAAGAAAGUGACUACUACUCUCUGUGCUCCAGCAAUUCUGCCGAGGAUUCGGCUGAUGAAAUUGAUGAUGAAUAUUAUUGCAAGACUGGUCCAGCAAAGUCUGUUUUAUGCCACCGAUUGGGUUAUAUCUUUCUUCUUCUCUGCUUCUUGACUUUUGCUUAUUUCAUUCUCUCAUGGACAUCCCAACUUUGGUUUCCACCUCCAUUCACUCUCAACGGCAAUGCAAUGUAUUUCUUAAAGCGUUCCAAGUAG
This is a messenger RNA of Dovyalis caffra, 2586 nucleotides long. NCBI's taxonomy places the organism in Eukaryota, Viridiplantae, Streptophyta, Magnoliopsida, Malpighiales, Salicaceae. The record is from the annotation of a GenBank genome assembly.